Toxotes jaculatrix (banded archerfish) is the source of this 2181-nucleotide messenger RNA. RefSeq names its product mitogen-activated protein kinase 13 (gene mapk13). The transcript has 12 exons. Gene Ontology annotation, cellular component: cytoplasm; nucleus. Bases 96 to 1187 code for a protein of 363 amino acids. The record is from RefSeq and is a predicted model, not a curated record. Gene Ontology annotation, biological process: intracellular signal transduction; protein phosphorylation. Gene Ontology annotation, molecular function: ATP binding; MAP kinase activity. Lineage: Eukaryota; Metazoa; Chordata; Actinopteri; Toxotidae.
GAGCAGUGUUUUGCCUUACCUUCAGAACAAGUGACAGACGUACGGGAGGAGGGAGGAGAAGUUUUUUUUUCUAGCUUCGCCUUCUCCUCUUCAUCAUGGAGGCUCGGGCACAUUUUACUCGGGAGGAAAUCAACAGCACGGUGUGGGAAGUACCGGAGAAAUACACACGGCUCAAACAGAUAGGAACCGGGGCGUACGGCUCGGUGUGCUCAGCAAUAAAUGAAAAGACUACAGAGAAGGUGGCCAUCAAGAAGCUCCACAGGCCCUUUCAGUCAGAGAUCUUUGCUAAGAGGGCCUACAGAGAGCUCCGACUGCUCAAACACAUGAAGCACGAAAAUGUGAUAGGACUUCUUGAUGUGUUUACACCUGCCUCAGGCCUCAAUGACUUCCAAGACUUCUACCUGGUGAUGCCUUACAUGUUUACUGACCUGUCAAAGGUGCGAGGUCAUCUCUCAGAAGACAAAGUCCAGUUUCUCGUCUACCAGAUGCUCUGUGGACUCAGGUAUAUCCACAAGGCUGGAAUCAUCCACAGGGAUCUUAAGCCUGGAAACUUGGCAGUAAACCAAGACUGUGAACUGAAGAUCCUGGACUUUGGUCUGGCUCGCAGCACUGAUGCUGAGAUGACGGGCUACGUGGUGACCCGUUGGUACCGGGCACCUGAGGUCAUUCUGAACUGGAUGCACUACACCCAGACUGUGGACAUCUGGUCUGUGGGCUGUAUCAUGGCAGAAAUGAUCAAUGGAAAGACCCUUUUCAAAGGAAAAGACUACAUGGACCAGCUGACUCAAAUCAUGAAAGUGACUGGAGUACCUGGGCCCGAGUUCAUACAGAAGCUGGACAGUCCAGAGGCCAAAAACUAUGUUAAGGGCCUUCCACGUUAUCCCAGAAAAGACUUCUUAACGUUGUUCCCCAGAGCCAGUGUAAAUGGUAUCGACCUUCUGGAGAAGAUGCUGGUUCUCGAUGGAGACGAGAGGCCCACAGCGGAGUUGGCUCUGGAGCACCCGUACUUCAGCAGCCUAAGGGACCCAGAUGACUUUCCAGAGCCUGCGCCAUAUGAUGACAGCCAUGACAACGCCACCUUGUCCCUGGAUGAAUGGAAGCGGUUAUGUUUCAAAGAGGUGAAAAGCUUCAUUCCCUUCCCACGGCGUGACUCCAAGAGGAAAAACACUUUGACUAUGUCUCCAUGACCUGAUGAAUGUUGUGCCCCAACCAACACAGAAUACAGCCAAUGGUGCCCUUGUAUAUUCUAACCAUGGAUUCACAGUUUCUUUUAGCCUGGAUAUGUUUAGAUUUUGAGUCAGUGUUCAGAGGAGUGAUCAUUUUAAAACAUUUUUUGUAAUGUGCAGUUAUUUCUUUAUUGUAGAUUGCUCUUUGUGUUACACUUUCCCUAUCAGUGAAUUGUCUUGCAAAUUUAUUGUGACUAAAUAUCACAGGUUUUACUGUAAGAUUUACUGUAAUAUUGUUUUCCAAUUAAACAAUAAGACAAGAUAUGUAUGAAGUUAUUUUUUGCAGUGCUGCCUAAGAGAAAUUUCACCAAAAGAUUCUGGUCUAAUUUAGAUCAUUUAUCAUUAAAAUGAAUGCAGCCCAGAGGUGGAAAUUGCAUCUCUCUAUGUUAAUUAGCAGGCGAGGAGUUUGGAUAAAUCUGGGUUUUGCCAGCGAACACCCUGAAAACCCCUGACCAACAAAGGCCCCAGAAAAUCACUAUGUGAAUGUGCAAUAUGUCGCCAGUGUAUGUUGGAGUAUGUGACCAUGACAGUGUGCAUGAUGCUGAAAGCAACUAAUCCUUUAAUUCAUGUCUCUGCUUUUAGGGCUUGUGGUUCCAAUCUUCACUACUGUAAUGUCUGCCGUGCUCUAUCACUUCUUCACACUUGAACACAAUUCUAAGCCCAACCCUUAUGGGUCUGUCCAGCAUCUCGCAGCGUUUAAAUAUGUACUUGACUGGGCUGGUACAUUUAGAGGCUGCUGUGUGAUGUAUGAUUGCACAGAGGUUGUUCAUUAAGGUUAUUCUGUUUAAUUUGUUGUGUCAUCUGUUUUUUGGCAUCCAGGACAGGACAUCCUGCUGCCCUUGAGACUAACUUCAACCAUGUAAUACUUUAAAAUACAAUGCUGGUCUGUCACAUUUUCUAAAUGAAUGUGUGUGCAUGUGUGCAUAUGAACAGAAUAAACAUGAGAAUGAGCAUG